This is a messenger RNA of Salmo salar (Atlantic salmon), 3599 nucleotides long. RefSeq names its product transmembrane and coiled-coil domains 4 (gene tmco4). Lineage: Eukaryota; Metazoa; Chordata; Actinopteri; Salmoniformes; Salmonidae. The record is from RefSeq and is a predicted model, not a curated record.
AGGCUACAGAUGAAAAGUUAUGAUGAACUUCACAGUAUGGUGAAAGUGCACGUUGAUGAGCUUGAAGCUCCUUUCCAAUAAAUAUCGAGGGUCAUAUAAUAAUUUCCCCCCAUCCAUUUACUCUUGCUGAAUGAACGAACGAGGUGUUUCAGAUCGUUCUACGUCUGUACAAGCUGUGUCUCAACGUUACAAUUUUGAACACGACCUUGCUUGGACGCGUCAGCUCUUUGGUCAAAUUGCAAAAAGUUCAUUGAACUUUCAACCACAAGUAGAUAACAACAACCUAGCUGAGCCAUCAUGCUAACAAAGUGAAAUGGAGGAGGAAAGAACAAAACAACACUGUUUUAAUCCAGUGUUGACUCCAGAUCCAGGGGGGGAGAAACCCGGUCGAGAUAGGCCGGAUGAACCUAUCGCUGUGGCAGUGAUUGGCAGGCAGCUGACUGAACCAGGGCGCUUUGCCUACGCUGGGCUCUGUGGGGUCUCCUUGGGCCAGCUAUUUCCUGGACCUGAGAACAGGUGUUUCCGGGAGCAGUACCUGGAGGGGCUGGUGCAAUGGCUGGGUCUGGACGAGUCGGUGAUGCCCGUCAUGGGGGCCUUUCUGGCAGGCCUGGGAUUCGAGGGCAGCGACACCUUCCUCUCUAUCCUUCAGGCUGAGCCACUACUGUCUGCAGGGGCCACUCCCAUCACACAGGACCUUGUGUCUUUUUCCGUCAAAGAUGGCCUGUACGACUCCAGAUCACGAGUCCUAAUUCGCCAUGUCAGCUGUCUACUGCGAGUGUCCCCUCAGCAACUGGAGGAGUUUGAGGCGACGCUGGGCGAACGACUGAGGGAGGGAGUGGUGGAGAGCGCAGAGGAGUCAUCUCGGCGACAGACAAAAGAGAGAGGACGCAAGUUACGACGUUACCUCCUCAUUGGCCUGGCCACUGUGGGUGGAGGAGCUGUGAUUGGUGUGACGGGCGGGUUGGCGGCGCCACUGGUAGCGGCGGGGGCAUCGGCCGUACUUGGGGCUGGAGGGGCGGCUGUUCUGGGCUCAGCCACUGGCAUCGCCAUCAUGGCCUCCCUGUUUGGAGCAGCAGGGGCUGGCUUAACUGGCUAUAAGAUGAAUAAGCGGGUGGGAGCAAUAGAGGAGUUUGAGUUUCUGCCACUGAGCUCAGGGAAGCACCUACACCUGACUGUGGCUGUGACUGGCUGGCUGUGCACUGGAAAAUACAGUUCGUUCCAGGCUCCUUGGUGCAGUCUGGGUGCGUGCGGGGAGCAGUACUGUCUGGUGUGGGAGUCUCGUUUCCUUAGGGACCUGGGUUCCACCAUGGCUGCUCUUCUUGACGGCCUGGUCAGCAUGGUGGCCCAGGAGGCCCUCAAGUAUACCGUGCUGUCAGGUAUUGUGACUGCGCUUAUGUGGCCUGCCUCUCUGCUUGCGGUGGCCAGUGUUAUAGACAAUCCCUGGUCUGUGUGUCUUAGUCGCUCAGCUGAGGUGGGAAAACACCUAGCCCAGGUGCUGAGGAGUAGGCAGCAGGGAAAGCGUCCUGUCAGUCUCAUUGGCUUCAGUCUUGGUGCGAGGGUUAUCUACUUCUGCCUUCAGGAACUUGCCAAAGAUCAAGGUUGUGAGGGCGUGGUGGAGGAUGUUGUCCUAUUGGGUGCCCCAGUAGAUGGCACCGCCCAAGCCUGGGAGAGAAUGGUCAAGGUGGUCGCUGGGAAGAUAGUGAAUGGAUACUGCAGAGGGGACUGGCUACUGGGAUACGUGUACAGGGGUUCGUCGGCACAGCUGUCUGUUGCAGGGCUUCAGCCAAUCAGCUUGAAUGAUCGCCGCAUAUUCAACGUGGAUCUAUCUUCUGUGGUGAAAGGUCACUUGGACUACAUGCGUCAGAUGGAUACCAUCCUCGUAGCAGUGGGCGUGCCUACCAGAGAAGUUCCAGGAGCUGGGGGCGGACCUCUUCAACCACUUACUAUGACCGAGAGAAUACUGGACAUAGCCAUGGUCCAAUCAGUACAAGGGGACGUGGCUGAAGAGCAAAAACUGGUUGGUGCUUCGGCUGGAGCAGAUGAGACUUGCAUGGGUGAGGGAGGGCAGCUGGAGGAAAAAGAGGAUAUGGGAGACGGUUGGGAUAUCCCCGACAUAUCAGAUCUAUUGGACUCGCUAAACGAGAUCGAUGUUGUUUCAACUGAAAACAUUCUUGAGGGUAACCUGCAACAGAGUUCUGAGAGGAAUGCCACCCAUGAGGACAACGGUGCACCUUCCCAUCUAGAGUUUGAUGGAUGGGGAAAAGACCUGGAGGAGGAAUGGGGGGAGGGAGUGGAGGGGACAGAGUCUGACACUGAACACACGUCCUGGAGUUGGGAGGACACACGCUGGACUUCCGAGCACAAGCACAUGGGACCAAACAGGCGGACAUAGGAGGUUACAGGACCAACUGCCUCACUGCAGUUUGUCUGCCUCUUCUCAACUUGAAUUACCAACAACAUCCCAAUCGUGUGUAGAAAGACCUCCUUUACCUUCACAGCACACUCAGGUGCCAGAACACUCAGCUAAGGCGUCAGUACCACAAAUCUAAAAGAAAAAGUCUUUAAUUGAACUAGUCAUGAACAUGUGAACUCCUUAAGGGCUUUUUUAAUUUUUUUAUUUAACUAUGGCAGUCUAAGUUUUGUCAAUCAUUUCAUUUACCAGUUAAUCUGAAGAAAAAAUAGUGUUGCAUAAUGUAUAGUGUGUUAAAGUAUUGUCGGUUUUAUGUAGGCAGGAUGUAAAUUUAAAAACAUUUCAUUACAAAACAUUUAAUUAUAGACAUCCCCCACUUUUAUGGAUAUUAAGACAAUGCAGCAUGAAUGAAUUCUAACUAUAUUCCUGAAUUCCUCCGGUCGAUUAUUCCAUCUGUUGGGGAUUAUAGUUAUCACAGUGACGUCACCCAGUGAUUCUCAGUGCCUAGCUCUUCCUCAUCCACUCCUGCCCUGUAUGCUAAAUUACACCUUCUAGAUAAUAUUUCCAUCUUGCUACCAACCCCAACAAGACACACCUUCCUCCAACCAACCUUUCCCCUCAGCCAAGUUUCCCAUCCUCCACUCUUGGUCAUACUUUAGUAUGUAACACAGCAUCUGUUCAUGCUCUCUUCUUCAUCAUCCCCUUCAGUCCAGCGUGUCCACCUGAUUGGGCAGCAGCAAGGGCAGCUCAAUCCCAGCAUGCUCUGCGUCAUACAAGUUGACGGUGUCUGUGGCGGUGGGCUGUCGGGGAUCAGAAGCCAGGGAGGGGGGCUCUGCUGUGGGCAGGUUGGGCUCACCAGAGUUGCAGAGGGAGAGCUCCGGCGAGGGUCUGCGGGGCGAGCGGGUAGAGCAGCAGGGCAGCAGUCGCCCCAGGGCCCGUUUGAAGUCACGCAUGAACAGCGGGUAGAUAAUGGGGUUCAUGGUGCUGUUACAGUAGCCCAGCCAAGUGAUGGCAUCGAAGAGGGCCGGGGGAACACACUCGCAUACCGCCUGACAGGUGAGAGAGAGGGCAACAGACAGGCAUUGGGGUUGUGUUCAGUAUGUACACAACAUUUAAGAUUUUGUGAAACAAAUAUUCUUAUCAAAAAUAUGUAGCUUGUCGGAAAUAUAGUGCCUAUCAUAAGUAUGCA